This is a messenger RNA of Closterium sp. Naga37s-1, 332 nucleotides long. NCBI's taxonomy places the organism in Eukaryota, Viridiplantae, Streptophyta, Zygnematophyceae, Desmidiales, Closteriaceae. The record is from the annotation of a GenBank genome assembly.
AUGCAUGCUCGCAUGGCGAAUCCCGUCCUGUUACACCCCCCCCUCCCAAGCCUCUCCUCCAUUUCCCCCUUUCUUUUCCCCUCCCUCUCCCCCCAACCUCCCCCAUCCCCGCCUGCUGCACAUCACAUGCUGACGUCAGUGCAAGCAUUAUGGGAUAUGCAGACGUCAUGGGGGGUGGCAUUCGACCAAUGGGACACCAACGGAGACUGCAGCAUCGCCUACAACAUAUCAUGCAAUGCUGACGGCAUGGUGACGUGGAUAGACAUCUCGGGGCUGAAUCUGGGAGGGCCUCUCCCCGCCACCAUCGGUGACCUAGCGGCUCUCUCACACCU